AUGGCGCGGAAAAAUAUUAAAAGGAAAGCUAGAAAGCUCCUCUCAAAACACGUAAGAAGAAAAUGGCAGAAGACGAAGCCGAUGAAAAUAGCCGCUCUUAUCGUAUCAGCGAUACAAGAUCUUCGAGAGACUAAAGGAUCUACAUCUAAGAAGAUUAUAGCUUAUAUUAGAAGUUCUUCUAAUUUGCCUGAAAAACGUGUUAAGAGACAGGUAAAGGCGGCAUUAAGACGUGGCGUAGAAUAUGGAAUUCUACGAAGAUAUCGAGGACACUAUUUUCUGCCUAUCGGCAACGAGGUGGAUCGAGCGAAUCGAAUAGCAGUUAGAUUUGCCAGACUGCCAUCGCCUCGGAGACCAUCCGCAAAAUCGAGAAACGUUGGCCUUCGCAAAACGCCAGCCACGAGGGAUCGUAAGAAAGGGCGGGGACGAUCCGCUAACAGAAGUGGAAAUAGCGUUGCCGAGGGCAAAAGCCCAAGAAAGUCACGUUCCCUUCCCUUCUCAACGGCAACGACGGCGACGAGCUUCGUGGGAAUACAGGAAGCCGACGACAUUUCUGUCGAAUAA
Vespa mandarinia (Asian giant hornet) is the source of this 561-nucleotide messenger RNA. RefSeq lists its product as uncharacterized. Lineage: Eukaryota; Metazoa; Arthropoda; Insecta; Hymenoptera; Vespidae. Gene Ontology annotation, biological process: nucleosome assembly. The record is from RefSeq and is a predicted model, not a curated record. Gene Ontology annotation, molecular function: DNA binding. Gene Ontology annotation, cellular component: nucleosome.